Molecule: messenger RNA, 1129 nt
Organism: Apis laboriosa (Himalayan honeybee)
Lineage: Eukaryota; Metazoa; Arthropoda; Insecta; Hymenoptera; Apidae
Gene: wrm1
Exons: 4
Coding region: 229-699 (156 amino acids)
Source: RefSeq, a predicted model, not a curated record
UGCACAAGGCAUUAAUUUUACUAUAUACAACGCCCCGCCCAAACAUAACUUUGUGUAACAGUUUCUAUUGCACCAAAUGAUGUUCGUAUUCAAGAUGAUUACGUUGUUAAAUUAAUAUUACAAAAAUUAUACAUAUAUUUCUACUAUAAUAAUAAAAAUUUAAUUAAUAAUUAAUAUAAAAUUCAUCAAUAAAAGAACUAUUUAAGAGGAAUCUUUAAAAUUUAUAAAAUGUCCAUUUUAGACGAGCGAGAGGAUUAUCUGAAGAAUCCCUUCUUUGUGAAGCAUGAAUAUGGUGAUUUUACACCAUUUUAUGUCACUGUCACUAUCUGUUCUCUAUUAUUUGCAUUUUUGUGCAUUCUGAACAUUGGAUUUUGUUGUUCGCGUCAUCGAUAUUACUGGCAGAGUCCUCAUACUGGGAACAGAUGGAUUCAACCAUUAUGGACAGUAUUACCGCAUAAAACACCACCUUUGGAUUUAACUGAAUUAGAACCAGGACGUGCUUUUGAGGCACAAGAGAAACAAGAGGUUUUACAAUAUCACGAUCCAAAGCCAUAUGGAACUGCACCACAAACACAAGAAUAUAUGGAAAUGCAAAAACAAAAUCGAUACUUAAGACGUAUGGUUCAUCGAGAAAGACCGUCUAGCAAGCAUAUUAUGUUAAAAAGAAACGACCAGCCACGAUUCGUGGAUAGAGGGUGAAAGAGAGAAGCCGAUAGAGUCCAUCGAUCGUCGACAGCAAACACGCGCGCGCUCGCCGAAAAAAGGAUCUGAAAACUCAUCUCGAUAAUAAUCGAGAGAAUUAUGAUUGUGUUUCUAUAGCAGUUUUGUAUUUUACACUAACGUUUUAAAAAUUCGAUUCCAAAUUGUAGGCGCGAAAUAAAAUACUCAAUAAGAUAUCUAUAGAGAGAAAGAGAACAGUAAAUUACAGGGCGGGUCUUGUCGAGGAAAAUCGAUGAGGAAUAUACGGAGAGAGUAUAGAAACGAAGCACGAUAGUAUUCUAGGAACAUUCAUUUGUCGCGUCUUCAUCGACGACGCGCGAUCACUUCCGCUACUGAAUCCCGCGCACAUAAAAGAGCCACCAUUUUCACGCUCGUGAUCAACAUUAACAGUUAUAAACAAGAAGAAUUU